GGUCUUGAGAUGUCUGAGCCCUUGCUUAGCCCCUGAACGCAGCAGCAGUGUGUGUGAGUAGCGUAGAGGAAGUGGCGGCUGAUCUGGGUCCGCACCUUUUCCGGUAACACAGCACCGCUGUGACUGAACGGCUGGAGAGAGAGAGGGAGGAAGAGAGACAGAGAGCGGCAAGAGCGGGGAGAAACGGCCCGGGGACUGGGGAUGAUUGCCGCAGACGGGGAAGAGAAGAAAGUCGGAUGAAUCAAUGACCUUUUGAACGCUCUUCCUGUGGAUGUUCCGAUGCAGAAACGGACCGUAAAUCUAUUUUUUUGGGCGUGAUUUGAUACGAAAAACACUGCUCUGAAAUCAAUCGACUCGAUUCGGCUAAGGGCAAGUGUGGACAGCCGGCAGCCAAGGAGGAAGUGGGAACCCCGGGCUUUGACAGGGCCUGAUUUAUAUAGUAAGCUAGGCACAAAAAAAGCCACUCUGUUUCAAAAAAUCUAAUGAGAGAAAGAAGAUUUUUGACCGAGAAGAAACACUUGAAAUGUGGAUUUUGAAGGAAGUCUAGUUUGAAACAACGGGAUGUCAUUUUUUCUCCUUAUAUCUGAGGGCAGUGGAUCAUGAACAUAUAUCUCCACCCAAUUCUGCGAGGGCAACACACAUACUGCUCCCCUUGAAGUCACCCUCUCAGGAGAAGUUUUUUUCUUCUAUCAAAGUAUUUAUGCACAGCAAACAACAUGGGCAAAAUGCUGUCAAAGAUCUUUGGCAACAAGGAGAUGAGAAUAUUGAUGCUUGGACUUGAUGCCGCUGGUAAAACUACCAUCCUGUACAAGCUGAAGCUUGGACAGUCGGUCACCACCAUCCCCACCGUUGGCUUCAACGUGGAGACGGUCACAUAUAAGAAUGUGAAGUUCAAUGUCUGGGAUGUGGGGGGACAGGACAAGAUCAGACCACUGUGGAGACAUUACUACACAGGCACCCAGGGCCUCAUUUUCGUGGUGGACUGCGCUGACAGGGACAGGAUCGAUGAGGCGAAGCAGGAGCUCCACCGAAUCAUCAACGACCGUGAGAUGAGGGACGCCAUCAUCCUGAUCUUCGCCAACAAACAGGACCUUCCAGAUGCCAUGAAACCCCACGAGAUCCAGGAGAAGCUGGGCCUGACCCGGAUCAGAGAUAGGAAUUGGUACGUUCAGCCCUCAUGUGCGACAACAGGGGAUGGACUAUACGAGGGCCUGACCUGGCUUACCUCAAAUUACAAAUCUUAGUGUUUCUCCAUUCACCAGCCUGGACACUUUGAGGCAAAUAAAGUAGCCGAGAAUGAAAAAAAAUGCAAUCUGAAGCAAUUAAUACAAUGACCUCUCUGCUAAGUGUAUAUCAAAGAGAGUAGCAAUUAUAUUUUUGUUUUAUUUUUCUUUUUUGAUAUUGACUUCAAUAUAACCCCAGAUUUCAUUUAAACAACAGACAAUUUAUUUUUCUGGCUUUAUUAUUUCUUUAUUUUGCUUUGGUUCACUUUCUGUAUAAUCAGUAUUGUUUAAAUAUACAACACGCUCUCCUUUGAGCUCUUCUUUUGUUCACCUCUUUUUGUAUAAUUUCAUUUUAGGGGACUCUUUGGGUUACUUUUACCUAUGCUUGACUCUCAUUCAGUAUUCCCAUGACCCAGCUACAUAUCCAAAGGAUGGGGAAAGUCCAGAAACCAUUGCCUACAUCAGCAUAUCGCUUUCAUGGCCCAAACGGCCUCUGUAAUUUGAAAUAAUGUACAUUCUGGAUAUGUUUGGACAUCAAGAAAAAAAAAAAGUUUUCAUAAUUGAUUGUACUGGGAUGGUUGAGGAGAUGUGUUUGUUCUUAUUUCAUGUGCAGUUAUCACAUCCAUCAUGUCUACUGUGGCGGUUUGUUUGAAAGACACUAUGUGGAAGCUGGAUACUCACACACACUCACUGUGAUAUGGAUAUAUAUUUUUGUUGUUUCAGGGUCUUAAUCCGUUACCACCAUUCUCAUUUCUCUUGUGUUUUUCCCAGAGCUUCCAUUACUGUCGAGUAUUUGUAGUUUCAGUUGCCUUCAGGAGCAACCCGGGUUACAGGUGCCCCAAAAUCAAGACAGCGGCUGAACGUAUUCUAAAAUGUUGAGUUUGCACUUUGGGGGGGGGGGGGGGGGGUUGGUAACCAGUUAGCUGGCUGUGCACAUUUCAGACGUUCUGUGACUGACUUUUGGAACCCAGCAAGUGUUAACGAUAUUCCCAACCCCCCACCACCUCCAUGUAGGUGCUCAGUGACUACAACCCUUUAUUCUUUUUACCCAUCAUCCUCUGCCUGUACACUUAAGUUCCUGCACCAUCUUUCUGUUAAAAUUCCAAAAUAUAAUGUUCUGUUUAAAUUUUGUUCCCUUGCUCUUUUGCUAUGCUGAUGAAAUAAUAAAAAAAUAUAUCCAGAUCA
This is a messenger RNA of Eleginops maclovinus (Patagonian blennie), 2408 nucleotides long. It is a transcript of the gene arf6a, whose product is annotated as ADP-ribosylation factor 6a. The transcript is spliced from 3 exons. Gene Ontology annotation, biological process: protein localization to endosome; intracellular protein transport; vesicle-mediated transport. Lineage: Eukaryota; Metazoa; Chordata; Actinopteri; Perciformes; Eleginopidae. The coding region runs from base 717 to 1244 and encodes 175 amino acids. Gene Ontology annotation, molecular function: GTPase activity; GTP binding. The record is from RefSeq and is a predicted model, not a curated record. Gene Ontology annotation, cellular component: endocytic vesicle; ruffle; focal adhesion.